AUGGAUCCGCCUCCGGGAAGAGUAGGCAGAACUAGACAUCUAUCAAUAGCUGAAGAAGAAUCUGAAAACUAUCUGGAUAACUUCUACAAUCAAAGAGAAAAACGGCGUGUUAGUUUCGUGCAACGUGGUGCUAUGAAUCAGGUAGAAUUUGAUGAAAAAUUCGAUUAUAGCAAGCCACAUCAGGAGAAUGAAGUGAAGAGACAAGCGAAGAAGUUUGCUGGAAGAUUCUGUAUUCCAUUUUCUUCCUGUUUCGCAUUCAAAUUAUUCAUUUUUGAUUUGAUUCCAAUUUUGAAGUGGCUUCCAGAAUAUAAUUGGAAAAGUGAUUUGACUAAAGAUUUCAUCGGAGGAAUCACAGUUGGAGUGAUGCAAAUUCCACAAGGAAUUGCCUAUGCUCUUCUCGCAAGACAACCAGCUAUCAAUGGACUCUAUGCAUCACUUUUCCCACCUCUGAUAUACAUGUUUUUUGGAACUUCCAGGCAUUCAAGUCUCGGAACUUUCGCUGUCGUUUCCCUCAUGACUGGUAUGUCCGUUGAGAAGUUAACUAAACCGCCGGAAGAGGAUGCCGCUUGGAAUUCAACGGAUAUCACCGACUACCCAACACCGACAGAAGUAUCAUGUGCAAUUGCAUUCACAAUGGGAUUGAUAUUUCUCAUAACGGGUAUUCUUCGAUUACAAAUCUUGACAACGUAUCUUUCGGAUCAACUUAUUGCUGGAUUCACGGUUGGAGCAGCUAUUCACGUUCUAGUUUCUCAACUGAAGACCAUCUUUGGAAUCCGUGGAUUGAAGCGAUACAGUGGAGUUGGAUAUCUAUUCCGACAAUUAUACGACUUAGUCUUGGCGAUUGGUCAAGUGAACUAUGUCAGUCUCGGAAUUUCUGCUACCUCAAUAAUCAUCUUGAUUUGCGGAAAGUUCCUGAACCCAAUAUUUAUGAGAAAGAUAAAACACAACAUCCCGAUUCCAUUUGAACUUCUCGUUGUCAUUCUGUCAACUAUUUUCGUUUAUGUAACUGGAGUUAACACCACGAACGCUGUUCAAGUUGUCAACGAAAUUCCAUCUGGAAUCCCGGAAGUUUCACUUCCUCGAUUUUCUUUAAUCCCUCAAGUAUUUGCCGAUGCUGGCGGUAUUGCUUUCGUCAGUGCUGCCAUGUGGCUAUCUUUCAGUAAAACACUUGCGAAGAGUGAGGAAUAUCAAUUGGAUUCAGGACAGGAAUUCUUUGCCCUCGCCGUGUCAAGUAUGGGUUCUAGUUUUAUUCCAACUGUUCCAAUUUCAUGUUCUCUGAGUAGAACUAUGGUUGCUUACAAUGCUGGAGUCACUACACAAUUAUCAAUUUUAUUCUCAUCGACUCUUGUCUUUUUGGUUGUUUUCUUCCUGGGUAGUUUAUUGGAAACUUUACCAAUGGCUGCCUUAUCUGCAAUUAUUUGCGUUGCAUUGUGGGGAAUGUUGGAAAAGUUCAAAACCCUUCCAGAACUUUAUAGAAACUCAAAAAUAGAUUUGGCAAUUUGGAUUUUUACAUUUGUUGCUACAAUCAUAUUAGAUGUAACACUGGGAUUGAUUGUUUCCGUCGGCUUCGCUCUGCUUACAACAAUAUUUCGAGAACAAUUUCCGAAAUGGCAUAUUCUGGCAAUGGUGAAGGGAACUUAUGACUUCCGUGAUUGUGAAAGAUAUGGACAAGCAGUGUACUUCAAAGGAAUUUGUGUAUUCCGAUUCGAUUCACCGUUACUGUAUUAUAAUGUUGAACGAUUCAAAAGUUCGGCUCACAAAGCAUAUCUGGAUUGGCAGAAAUCUCAUGAAUUUUAUGUGCUCUCAGAGGAAAGAAAUACAAUUUGGCAAUCAAGAAUUGAUGAAAUAGAUGAGGACAACUUGACUCCCACGACUAUGAACACCCAAGCGCCUGACAUUAUUUCCCGGCAUUUCGUUAUCGACUGUUCCGCAUUUACUGUCAUUGACUUGAUGGGUGUUAAUGCACUGAAAGAGGUUUUCUCUGACAUGAGAAAACGACGUAUUUUGGUGUAUUUUGCAAAUGCGAAAGCUCCCGUUCGUGAGAUGUUCGCUAGAUGCAACUUCUAUAAAAAGGUGCCGAAAGAGAACUUUUAUCCAACUAUGCGUGACGCUACAAGUAUUGCAAGACAGAGACAAAUGGAACUAGGAUUCAAGGACACUGAAUACGUUCCGGAUAAAGACAACAUCGUCGACAUUCUAAGUUCUCAUCCAUAUUGA
Molecule: messenger RNA, 2217 nt
Organism: Caenorhabditis remanei
Lineage: Eukaryota; Metazoa; Nematoda; Chromadorea; Rhabditida; Rhabditidae
Exons: 13
Coding region: 1-2217 (738 amino acids)
Biological process (GO): transmembrane transport
Cellular component (GO): membrane
Molecular function (GO): oxalate transmembrane transporter activity; chloride transmembrane transporter activity; bicarbonate transmembrane transporter activity
Source: RefSeq, a predicted model, not a curated record